GUAUUGCAGAUGUUUUCGUUGCUGUUGGUAAAAAGUGUAUGGAUUUUGAUAUUUCAGUAAAGAACAAUAAAAAUGGAAGUUGACAUUAAAAUAAGUAGCAGCAGUUUACUCAAUUUCAUGGAAUGUGAAGGAUCGAAGAUGUGCACUAAUGAUACAAGAAUUUCUGCAGAAGAAAUGGACGAAGCACGGAAAAACAAUCUGGCAUACGAGUACCUCUGUCAUCUGAAAGAAGCAAAAAUGUGGCUGGAAGCUAUGUUGCAGGAGCCAUUACCAUCACCUACAUUGCUAGAGGAGGGUUUACGGAAUGGAGUUUACUUAGCUAAGUUGGGUAAUGUUUUAGCACCAAAGGUAGUCCCCAAGAACAAAAUAUAUGAUGCAGAGCAAAGGCGUUACAAAUUAGCUGGAUUGCAGUUUCGCCAUACUGACAAUAUUAACUAUUGGCUCAAAUCCCUUGAAUUUUUGGAACUACCAAAGACAUUCCAUCCUGAAACUACAGAUAUAUAUGAUAAGAAGAACAUGCCAAGAGUGAUCUACUGUGUGCAUGCUCUCAGUACCCAUCUUUUUAAAUCAGGGAAAGCACCUCUUGUGCAAGAUCUAUAUGGGAAAGCAGAAUUCACAGCGGAAGAGAUUGGUGCAGUGAGGCGUGACCUGGAAGAGUAUGGCAAUCCCUUGCCAGCAUUUCAGAGGAUUGGAGGGCUUCUUGCAAAGGAAGCAGGGCAAGAUCAUGAAUCUGUAGAGAUUGCCAUUGCAGAUCUGAACAGAGCGAUAGACAAAGUGGACCCUGUUACUCUGCAGGCAGCAUUGCAGAAUCCCAGUCUGGGACUACAGUUCAUUGAAAAGUCAUUAAUGGAAGGAUAUGGACUGGCACUCGUGAAAGCAAAGGAGAGGAAGACUGAGGUUAUGCUGAACCGAUCACAGAAUGAUAGUUCCACAGCUGAAGACUAUAGUGAUGAGCUUACACUGCCUGAAAUUCAAGGUUACAUCAAUGCUGUAAAUGUGUGCUGGCUUUGGCAACAAGCUUUAGGUGCAGCCCAUGAAGGUGAUGUGGAGUUACUGAUGACUGUUCUAUGUCACAAAUAUCUUAAACUGGAGGCUAUUAAUGAUAGGUUCUGCGCUCUGUAUUUGGAAGAAAUUAGAUUAUUGUGGGAGAAGCACCAAGACAAGGCCAAUGACUUGCGAACAAUACUGGAUGAUUUUAGUUGUCAAAUUGUAAAGGAGCUGCAGGAGGCUAUUAUCAGAGCCAAUGAAAAUGGGUACCGCUCUCUGCAAAUUACAGCAGCCAUAACUUCAAUAAACGAAGCUCUGGCAGCAAAUAAUGUUCAGCAGCUACUUACAUCUCUUAAAACACUGUCUCUAAAAGAAGUAAAGCAUGCAGCAGCACCCCUUUACCUUGAAGAGAUGUGUGCAGAUCGUAUUCAGUGCCAGAGAGAUUUGACACUGGAAGAGAUCACUGCAAGUGUACGUGUCCUUUCAAAUAUAGCAGCAAUCACUGAGAGUGUAGAUGCAGGAGAUGCUGAGCAGACAUGGUCAGCGAUAUCCCAACCUCAACUGCAUUUUUCUAACCUUGAUCAAGGGUUGUGUGUUAAAUAUUGGCAAGUAUUGAAAGCAAAACGCACGUACAAACUGGCAAAGAAAAUGGCUUGCCCAUUGCUGACUUACUUUGAUAUUCAAGAUUGCAUAGAUAUUGUUCACCAGCAAAGUGAAGACAGCAAUCAGAUGAUUAUGUGUCUUCACAAUCUGAACCAAGCACUGGAGAAUGGAAAUGAUGAAGCAAUCAUAAGAAUUUUGCAGGAUCCAGUUCUAAAAUUUGACAUUACUCCAGACCAUGCAGUUGUUUAUGUCCAUUUUCUUAAGGGUAAACGGCAGAAGAAGGGUUCAGAGCUUUGGCUGGAAGAUGCUGAGGACGCAAUCAGUGCUGCUAAUGAUGAAAUUAAGUCUGUUGUUCAAUUAUGCCAUUGGUUGUUGGAGAUGAAUUCUGCUGUACGACGAGGUGAUGCUAAAACAGCAUCUAGUCUUUUAGCAAAAUCAGGGUUGGACACAGAUGCAAGCAUUAUUUUGAGAAACAAUCAUGCUUUUGAAAGGCUUCGGGAUCUUGGUUUCAGAAAGUCCCUGAAGACUCUGUCACCCUGGGUGGAGCAUGUCACACACAGUGGCCACAGUGUCUUUCUCAAUCUUGAUAAGAAGCAGAUUACAUGGCAACCACCAACCGAAGAAUAUCAGAAAUGUUGCUACCUCACAGUACAGGAUAUACAGGGUGUGCUUGGCCUACAUAGACGGCAGCCAAGUAUUGAGUCCAUAAUACGUCUGCAAGCACACUGCAGAGGAUGGCUUGUUCGUCAAAAGUUCUCAAGAACAAAACUUGUCAAAUAUAUAGUGAAGAUCCAGGCUUGGUGGCGAGGAAUACUGGCACGCCGCCUUUAUUGUCAAUUGAAAAAGCAUCAAAGUGUUAAAGACCCAUUGGAUUUCUAUCGUGAGCAUGAGAAACUUGUGGUGAAAAUCCAAGCAUUUUGGCGUGGUUGCCUUGCUCGUCGGGCGUUUUUGUCCCUUGCUCAUGAGGCACAGCCAUCAUUUUGUGCAGUUCGUCAUUUUGCAAAGUUACUGAAGGAUGGCGUAGAUGACUAUGAACAAGAGCUACUGAUGCAGAACUUGAAGGAACAGAUAGGAAAAACAAUACGACACAAUGAGAAUCUCUCACAGCAGCUGGAUGCAAUGGAUUUGAAAAUAGGUCUACUAGUACGCAACAGAAUCUCAUUGCAGGAUGUAGCAGCCCACGGUUCACGACUACGAGCCACUGCUGCAUCAGCUGGUCAAUUGAUGGAUGGAAAAUUAAGUCGAAGUGGUCAGCAUAUUGUAGAAUAUUACCGAAAGCUAUUUUACCUUUUACAAACAGAACCUCAUUACUUGGCUCGCUUAUUACCUUGUUUGCCACGCUCAAAGACAACAGCAUUUCUCCGCACUGUGGUUCUUGCUAUUUUCAAUUUUGGUUCGGGAUCACGAGAAGAUUACUUACUGCUUCGACUUUUUGCUGCUGCUCUGCAAGAAGAGAUAAGGAGCAAAAUAAGCAGUCCAAUGGAUGUUGUUACAGAUAAACCAUUGGUUCUAAGCCUUGUUGUCAGUUAUGCACGUCAAGUUUCGGGGCAGAAUCCUCUCAAAGAAAUGGUUGGACCACUUGUGGAGAAGGUUAUCAAUAACAACAAUCUUUCCAUGGACACAAAUCCUGUUGAUAUAUAUAAAUUCUGGCGCAAUCACCAAGAGACUGUAUCAGGACAGAUUUCGGAGCUUCCAGCAUCAGUAAAUCCUGAACAGGCCUUGAAUCACCCGGAGAUUAAAUGCUCCUUAGAGCAAAAUGUUUCUGCUCUGCGACAUUGGACAUUGGCUUUUCUGGAACGCAUCACAAAUUGUCGAGAUAUGAUACCAUAUGGUGUGCUGUAUGUAGCAAAAGUGCUGCAUGACUCUCUUGCAGAAAAAUUCCCACAGGCACCAGAAAAAGAUCUCCUGAAGGUUGUGGGUAAUUUUAUCUACUAUCACUACAUAAAUUCAGCUAUUGUUGCUCCUGACACAAUGGACAUGGUGGGAGGCAGAAACCUUUCAUAUGAACAGCGCCGCAAUCUUGCCAGCAUUGCACGAAUUCUCCAGUUUGCUGCCACAAAGCAGGGAUUUGGUGAGGAAGCAAGUUAUCUCAUGUGCUUGAAUUCCUUCAUUAUUGAAUGCCAUGAAAAGUUCAAGAAUUUUUUUCGUCACUGCUGUCAAGUUGAGGAACUGGAAGAUCACUUUAAUGUUCAUCGUUACACAGAGGCAACACUCAUUGCAAGACCUGUUAUUAACAUCUCUCUUCAGGAAAUGUGCGACACACAUGAGCUGUUAGUAAAAUAUUUGUCUCAGAUUGCACCUGAUCCUAUGGACCCAUUAUGUGAACUACUGGAGGAAAUGGGUCCAGUGCCUUCCCCUGAAUCUCUUAUUGGUUCAUCAUGUGAAUCUGCCUUGUGCCAGAAAGGCAUGUGCCUGGAACUGGUAAACCACUGUGAGCUUCUGGAUGAUGAUUCUGAAAUCAGCAGACUAUUUGUCAGUGCGAAGGAGUUAUUGCUGCAGCUGUUACCACAAAUGGAAGGAGCCAGUUUGUUAGAAGCUCUGUCAUGCAAGUGCACUGGUCAAUCUGAAGAUAAUGAAUUACAAAGACUCUCCCAACUUCUAGCGCAGCUUGAAUUAGCAGGCUUGGUAACUCAUACUGAUGGUUUUCAGCAGCUUGUAACUGCAGUUGCGUCUGACAUAUGUCGCCGUGGUCGGAGAAGACAGCUCCUGAGAAAGGAAAUCCAAAUGCUGAGAAGCACCAAACAAAGUCUGGAGAAGAAAACACAAUUUUUUGAAGAGCAAAUCAGCUACUACAGUGAAUAUAUUCAAAAAUGUCUGGAGAAUCUGAAUGCAGGUAAAAGAAAAGUGCACAUACCAAGAAGUGAGGCUGGAGAGAAACAUUCAAAAGCAAGUAGGAAGCUUAAACUGCGUUAUAGUGCUGCUCGUCUACAUGAGAAAGGAAUACUGCUUGAAGUUGACGGACUACCAGCUGCUCAGUUUCGUAACCUACAGUUUGAAAUAAGCCCGUCUGAAACGCCUGGCAUAUUUAUUGUCUCCGCAAAGUUCAUGGGAGUUGACAUGGAGAAGGUGGAUAUUGAUAUGCAGAAUUUACUGCAGCUUCAGUAUGAGGGCGCAGCUGUUAUGGAUCUAUUUGGCAAGGCAAAACUGAAUGUUAAUCUCCUAUUAUUUCUGCUUAAUAGAAAAUUUUACAGCAAAUCAUAAUUCACAUUACACAUAAGGUAAUGGAAAUGGAAAAAUAUAAUAUUUUUAGUAGCUUUGAGAUACUAGUUACCUGUUCAUCAUAUGUGUGCCCUAUGAGCAGGUCUUUCACUGCAGCCACAGCACCUCUCAAAAUGAAAAGGAUGGCAGAGCAAAGGAGACCUUCACAGUUGUCAGUAGCACAAAAGGUCUAUCCCACAAUAAAUUAUAACAAAAGGGUAACAAGCCUCAGACGUACCAGCAUAAUAAAUUAAAGGGAGAACUGCUGUUCAUCUGGAGCAGGCAACUUAAAAUAUGUACAACAAAUGUGACAACAGUUUUGUCAUGUUCCACUACUGAAGACAUAAUUUGUUUGUCUAAGGGAGUUCUGCUGUUAAGCUGCUUAAUGCAGGUGGCUAGCAGUUCUUGCUACUGACAACUGACCAAUUACUUACAUUUCACCAUUGCCACAGUAUAGAUAUUUGUGUGUCUACAUAAUGUCUUACUGUUAUACAGCUACAUGUACCAAAGUGAUAAUUGUUACUUUCUGAUAAUUGCAUAAAUUUACAUGUAAGCUGAUAAUUUGCCCAGAUGAAGUAAAGAUUUAAUCUCUCAUAAAAUUCUGUUUUUAAUGCAUAGUUCUUUUGUGUAUUGUGACUCAAAGGUAAUGGCUCCAAUGAAUACAGGUGUUUUACAUGCUUUGUUUGUACUGUUAUUUCAAGCUAUAAAAAAUGUUUUUCAUUUUGAGUACAAGAGAAAUAUAGAAGUGAGACACAAACAAAUUGAAACUGCAUUAUAUGAACAGUGUAAAGAAAAUUAAAACUUACAAGAAGUAACUAUGUUGCAGUUACAUGAUUUCCACAAUGAGAUCGUCACCUAAAUCCCCAUUUGCAUCUGGAAAAGGGUCGUUUCAAAGAUUUUGUGGAAAAUUAUGACAUUCGUAAGGUGCCUUGAUGCUGAAGGAGCUCAGCACAGCCUUCUUUUCUUUCUCUCCUCAAGAAAAUCACUCUCUACCUGUUCAAUCUCAGAGACAUUUCUUGGAAAAGUAGAAAAAGUAUUGUUAACUGUAAUGGGCAAAAUGUAUUACAUAUUAACAUAGAUGCUGAAAGUCACAUCUUUUGACAAAUUGCUUAAAAUCAUUUAAUAUCUUGUAGAAUUAGAUUUUUGUAUUUGGUAUAGAUGGCAUGUUGCACUCUCUCUCAAAUUGAUUAAGUGUAAAUACUUGGUACUUUCUUACUAAAAUGAGAAUUUGGAUAAGGCAAGAGCUGGGAACACGUCAGAAACAUCCUCCAUCCAGCAAGAUUCAAUGAAUUCAUAGUUUUAUUUAUUGUACUUCAACUUCAGAUGUUGUAAAGAUAUUUAUCUCUUGUUCAUAGAAAAUUUGGAAUGCUUCUUUCUUCAGAAAACUAUGAGUAAAAAUAAACCAAUUUUAACCAAAUGGGAUCAAGACUGAACUAAAGAACUCUGCCAAAGAUUGCAAUAAAAUUACUUCUAUACACAUACCAAUUAUAUGUUACUUUGACUACAGAUAUGGACAACACUGUCAUAUUCCAAAUUUAUUGAAGUUAGAGGGUCAGUUUUGAAUGUUUAUGCAGUUUUAUUAAGUCAUAAGGUUGUAAGCCACAAUGUCUUUAAUAUUUUAAACACAAUCAUAUGUAUAAUGUAAUAACGAUCAACACCAGUUUUGACCAUACAGUGGCCAUCUUCGCAUUCUAUGUCAUAGAUGGUAUUUGAUGAAGUGUUGUCACAAUAAAUCUGAAAACAAUAGAUGUUUGUGAAAAUUAGUUAUAUUCAAAAUGGCCACACUAUUAUUCUGUCGAUUAUUGUAAAUAUUUUAAUUUGUUUGUUUUUCUGUCGGUAUAAAAUGCAAUAUCAUUAUUGUACUUGUUCUUGGCAGGGCCAAGUACACUCUGGACAAUACCUAAUUCAUUAUUGUCAUUGUUAAGUAAAUCAUAUUUUUAGAUGGCUUAUUUUAUAUUUUAUAAAUAACAUUAAAUCAAUCAGACAAAAUCUCAGUUACCCAAUUAUUUUUGUGUAUGUAUAUAUGUAUGUGAAAUAACGUUCGAAACUGUGUACAAAUAUAUAUUGUUAAGUAUUUUUAAUACUUGUCUGAAAGUAAAAUAUAAUACCUGUAAUGGAUAUUUUGAAUAGGACACAUUUUGUGCAGGAUGCCACAUGCAAAAAACCUGUUUGUGUGUUCAGAAUAUGUUCAUUCAGAUUUAUCAUCUCUCUCUCUCUCUCUCUCUCUCUCUCUCUCUCUCUCUCUCUCUCUC
This is a messenger RNA of Schistocerca piceifrons (Central American locust), 7040 nucleotides long. RefSeq names its product ras GTPase-activating-like protein IQGAP1. Gene Ontology annotation, cellular component: cytoplasm. Lineage: Eukaryota; Metazoa; Arthropoda; Insecta; Orthoptera; Acrididae. The record is from RefSeq and is a predicted model, not a curated record. Bases 73 to 4791 code for a protein of 1572 amino acids. Gene Ontology annotation, biological process: regulation of GTPase activity; regulation of actin cytoskeleton organization. Gene Ontology annotation, molecular function: actin filament binding; GTPase activator activity; calmodulin binding. The transcript has 32 exons.